GCCUUUCUGGGUGCUGGUAGCCAUGCUGAACUGACUGCUGACGUGCUCAUUUUCUGUGCUUGUUUGUGUCUUUCCCAGGAGAUGAACCAGGCAGUGCUGGAGCUGGCUUCGGAAAUCUACAUUGGAAGAUCUGACUGGACCCUGAAAAGUUCUGGUGCCACCACUGACAUGCGGAGAACUUUGAAGACCUAUGACUCGAAAGACAAUUGGGUCGGCAGGGUUAUAGGGUUCUUGUGCACUCCCAACCCUCCUGAUACGAUUUUCCAGCUGGAUGUUUCCCCAGGAAACUGCUGGCCUUUACAAGGGGACCGGGGCCAGGUGGUCAUCCUGUUGCCAGCACGAGUCCAUCUGACUGCUGUCAGCGUGCAGCACAUCUACAAAGAGGUCGUUUCACCUGGCACCGUCACCAGUGCCCCCCGAGACAUCGCUGUCUUUGGAGUGAAUGCAGACACAGAAGAGGAAACUCUCCUUGGGAUGAUCGUGUACAGAGUGGCAAAAGAGGACAUUCAAACCUUCCCUCUGAAGGUACGGUCCAUGCACGAGGGCAAGAUGCCCAGGAGAAAACCAGGAGUGCCUGCAAGUCCGUGGCAGGAAGAGCGUGAAUGCUCUCUCCCCUGGCACAGGGGCCCAGACCACUGCCAAGGAGGCAUGGUGGAGUUGGGAGGACUGAGUAGCAUGCGGUGGGGGUAGCAGCAAGAGAUUUGCAAGGGCAGGGUUGUUCCUGUGGGAGCUUAAGUCCUGAGAGACCCCUGGCUGCAGCUGUUGCCUUCAGCAGAGCCAGCUGCACACAUGGCCUCUCCACCAAAGCAACAUCUUUGUGCCAGGAGAAAUAGGGAUGCCUAGUGGGGAAAGCUGCUGGGCAGCAUUGUCACUCCACCCUGUGGCCUGCUGACAGGCUGGACAGUGUCCUUUCCUCCCAGCACAACACGUCCCUUUUCUCCUGGUGCCCUCACACCUGCCAGAAGGAAGGCAGGCAGAGAACAUAGCGGGAGCUUAAUGGGCUUUCACACCAACUCUCUCACGCAUAGGAGGACCUCCCCAGCCUCUCUGUCAGCACAGAGCAAGCUGCAGAGGGAAAGGGGCAAAGGGAAGGGAGUCGCAGUCCCCGCCAGGCCAGGCUGCAGAGGCUGUCUUCUUCCUUCCCAUGCCUCCAGUCUCUGCAGGAGCCCCAGUACCAGCAGUGAG
Neopsephotus bourkii (Bourke's parrot) is the source of this 1185-nucleotide messenger RNA. Its product is annotated as SUN domain-containing protein 5-like. Bases 82 to 690 code for a protein of 202 amino acids. Gene Ontology annotation, biological process: nuclear envelope organization. The record is from RefSeq and is a predicted model, not a curated record. The transcript is spliced from 4 exons. Lineage: Eukaryota; Metazoa; Chordata; Aves; Psittaciformes; Psittacidae. Gene Ontology annotation, cellular component: nuclear envelope; meiotic nuclear membrane microtubule tethering complex. Gene Ontology annotation, molecular function: protein-membrane adaptor activity.